This is a messenger RNA of Colletotrichum godetiae, 396 nucleotides long. RefSeq lists its product as uncharacterized. Lineage: Eukaryota; Fungi; Ascomycota; Sordariomycetes; Glomerellales; Glomerellaceae. The record is from RefSeq and is a predicted model, not a curated record. Bases 1 to 396 code for a protein of 131 amino acids. The transcript has a single exon.
AUGGCCCCCACCCAUGAAAUGGUAGCCAACUGCGGCUACCAGACCCCGGAUGAGCACAGCAACCGCCCCUCGUACUUUGCUACUCCGAACGAAUCUCCUUUGGCAUCAUUGCCCUUACCUAGGUCUCCUUUGAGACGCCCCCCCUUUGUUCCUCAUUCCUCCUAUGGACCGGCCUUAGAAACGGAGGAUGGCAUGGCGAUGCCACGGGCCGAGCGACAGCCAGAGUCGAAUGAGUCUAGUCCAAACAACGCAAAAGCUACGUUAGAGAAGCAUUCUGGCUUGGACAAAGUAGGAAUUCGAGAUCGGAUCGCCUGUCAUACCUGGACUUGGUUCACCAUGGUAAUACACCCGCUCAUCCAAACAAUAUUGGUGCUAACGAUUGAUAGACAAUGGUAG